Messenger RNA from Morus notabilis, 1443 nucleotides. RefSeq names its product cysteine proteinase 15A. The transcript has 4 exons. Gene Ontology annotation, cellular component: lysosome. The record is from RefSeq and is a predicted model, not a curated record. Gene Ontology annotation, molecular function: cysteine-type endopeptidase activity. The coding region runs from base 44 to 1162 and encodes 372 amino acids. NCBI's taxonomy places the organism in Eukaryota, Viridiplantae, Streptophyta, Magnoliopsida, Rosales, Moraceae.
AAUUUCAAUCUUCCUCCGCACACUUUGCACUCUCUCUCUCAAGAUGGACCGUACCACUCUCUUCUCUCUCGUCCUCCUCUCUCUCCUAUCCACUACGGUGGCCUCCACCGUAGCUCCUAAGGAGACCGACGACGACCUUCUGAUCCGCCAAGUCGUGUCGGCUGGCGAUGAUCAGCUCCUCAGCGCUGAACACCACUUCUCCAGCUUCAAGGCGAGGUUCGGGAAGGCCUACGAGACCGAGGAGGAGCACGACUACCGGUUCGAGGUGUUCAAGGCCAACCUCCGACGAGCCAAGACGCACCAGAAGCUCGAUCCGAACGCCGUUCAUGGAGUCACGAAGUUCUCCGAUCUGACGCCGGGAGAGUUUCGCAAGAAGUUUCUCGGCCUCAAGCGGCUCCGCCUCCCCGCCGACACUCAGAAGGCUCCGAUCCUUCCUACCAACGAUCUUCCCGCCGACUUCGAUUGGCGCGAUCAUGGCGCUGUCACGCUGGUCAAGGACCAGGGUUCUUGCGGGUCAUGCUGGUCAUUUAGUACGACGGGAGCACUGGAGGGAGCUCAUUUUCUGGCGACAGGAGAGCUUGUCAGCCUGAGUGAGCAACAGCUUGUGGAUUGUGACCACCAGUGCGAUCCGGAAGAAAAAAAUUCAUGCGACGCAGGCUGUAAUGGUGGGCUGAUGACCAAUGCCUAUGAGUACGCACUCAAGGCCGGUGGACUACAGCGAGAGGUGGACUAUCCUUACACUGGGAAAGAUGGUACCUGCAAAUUCGACAAGACUAAGGUUGUCGCUUCUGUAGCUAACUUCAGCGUUGUGUCCCUUGAUGAAGACCAGAUUGCCGCAAAUUUGGUGAAGAAUGGUCCCCUCUCAAUUGGCAUCAAUGCUGUUUUCAUGCAGACAUACAUAGGAGGAGUUUCGUGCCCAUACAUCUGCUCAAAGCAUAUGCUGGAUCAUGGAGUGCUUUUGGUGGGCUAUGGGACUGCAGGAUAUGCUCCGAUCCGAUUUAAGGAUAAGCCUUACUGGAUCAUAAAGAAUUCAUGGGGUGAGAAUUGGGGAGAGCAAGGAUAUUACAAGAUCUGCAGGGGACGCAAUGUUUGUGGGGUGGACUCUAUGGUCUCAACCGUAGCUGCUCUGCAUAUGGAAGAUAAAAGUUCGGAAAUCCAUUAAAUUACCUUGUAUAUGUGGUGGCAAGUGGGUUAUGUAAAUAUACAAGUGAAGCUGCCAUUUAGAUGACUUGUGUAAUUCUGUUUGUCUCCAUGGGAACUUAUGUUUUAGGAUUUCACGAUUUCUGCUCGAACCUAUUGUAGGCAACUACUUGUCCUCUGGGUAUAUCAGAAACUAUUGAUGAAUUUAUAAAAAUAAUGUCUUCUUCUUGUGCCAAGACAUGCUUGUGGAAAUUUAUUUGAACAAUAUCACGUUUGGUUCCUAGGGAACAACGUUAAUAUCAA